Ilex paraguariensis (yerba mate) is the source of this 570-nucleotide messenger RNA. Lineage: Eukaryota; Viridiplantae; Streptophyta; Magnoliopsida; Aquifoliales; Aquifoliaceae. The record is from the annotation of a GenBank genome assembly.
AGAGAGAAACUAAACCAAAUCAAACAAUCCCAUCCCAUGGGGACCUGCAUGUCCGUGCAAGGAAAUGCAAGCUUUCUGAAACGAACCAAACUCAAUCUCAAACCCAUCUCACAAGAAAGCACCAAUGUCCCCCACACACCCACCACCCUCCCCCCACGAUUCUCCCGCCCGAUCACCGUCCUAACAGACCCCUCAGGGGACGACAUUUUCCGGCGUUAUCAAUUCGGAAAAGAGCUCGGUAGGGGAGAGUUCGGGAUCACGUACCAAUGUCUGGACCAAGAAACCGGCGAGUCUGUGGCUUGCAAAAAGAUAUCGAAGAGCAAGCUGAGGACGGAGAUUGACAUAGAGGAUGUGAGAAGAGAGGUUGAGAUCAUGAGGCAUUUGCCGAUGCACCCAAAUAUUGUGAGGUACAAGGCUGUUUAUGAGGAUAAAGAAGCUGUUUAUCUUGUAAUGGAACUUUGUGAGGGUGGUGAAUUGUUCGAUAGGAUUGUGGCCACUGGUCAUUAUACGGAGAGAGCUGCUGCUCUUGUCACCAAAACCAUUGUCGAGGUUGUCAAGGUAUUUUCCUAG